Messenger RNA from Thamnophis sirtalis, 2076 nucleotides. NCBI's taxonomy places the organism in Eukaryota, Metazoa, Chordata, Lepidosauria, Squamata, Natricidae. The record is from RefSeq and is a predicted model, not a curated record.
CGGCAACUCCGAACUUCCGCCGUCCCGUUUCCGGUGUGGACUGAGUUUGGUGCGUGACGCAGUCGGGGGUGGUCGCGCUCUUCGCCUGGUGAAAGGACUCGCCAGAGUCCCAUUUGGCUAACGAGUGAUUAUGCCUAAUAUCAAAAAGUCGACAGGAAAAAGAGGCCCAAGAAAACGGAAACUUGCUGAAGAAUUUCCUCCCGGAGAAGUUUUUACUGACCUUUUAAAGAAAAAAUGGAAGCUUGGUCCAGUUAUAGGCAAAGGUGGUUUUGGCUGUCUGUACCUUGCUGAUGUUAAUUCAUCUGAAUCAGUUACCAGUGAUGCACCCUAUGUUAUAAAAGUGGAGCCCAGUGACAAUGGACCACUCUUUACUGAGUUAAGUUUCUACAUGCGAGCUGCUAAACCAGAACCAAUUAAAAAAUGGAUUUCUUCUCACAAACUAAAAUAUUUAGGCGUACCAAAAUAUUGGGGUUCUGGUUUGCAUCAAAAGAAUGGCAAAAGUUAUAGAUUUAUGGUGAUGGACAGAUUAGGGAAAGAUCUUCAGAAGAUAUUUGAAGAACAAGGAAAGCAGUUUUCACGCAAAACAGUGUUACAGUUGGGAUUGAGAAUACUUAAUGUUUUGGAAUAUAUUCAUGAACAUGAAUAUGUACAUGGAGAUAUCAAGGCCUCAAAUCUUCUCCUGGGCCACGAGAUUCCAAAUCAGGUAUACUUGGUAGAUUAUGGCCUUGCUUUUCGAUACUCUCCAGAAGGCAAUCACAAGGAUUACAAAGAAAACCCCAAACGAUGUCAUGAUGGAACUCUUGAAUUUACUAGUAUAGAUGCACACAAGGGAGUGGCUCCAUCAAGACGUGGUGACUUGGAAAUUUUGGGUUAUUGUAUGAUCUGUUGGCUCAGCGGUAGUCUGCCUUGGGAAGAUAACCUGCAAAAUCCAGAUUAUGUCAAAUUGUCAAAAAUUAGGUAUACCGAUAACAUUUCAGAAUUCAUGUUGAAAUGUUUCACUAAAGAAGAUAAGCCAGAUGAAAUAGCCAGGUAUAUGGAAAAAGUGAUGGCUCUGUCCUACACUGAAAAACCACCAUAUCAGGAAUUACGGGAAAUAUUUCUUCAAGGUCUGCAAAACAUUGGUCACAAAGACGAUGGCAUACUGGAUUUUGAAGUUUCAUUGAAUGGCGAUAUUCCAGCAAAGCCUAAGACAAAAAGAAAAUUAGUUGCUGCAUCAGGGACAGCUACUGCUGAUGAGGACAAUGCCGAAAUAGCUGUUGACGGUGUGAAAAAUGCCAAAAAAAGAAAGCCUGCAUCACCGAGAAGUGCUGACUCCCCACAACCAAUUCAUCACAGCAGGUUGCAGCCAGAGGCUACCAGCAAUAGCAGUAGUAGCAGCAGCAGCAACAGCAGCAGUCACUUGCAACAGUGAGUGCAGUUACUUUAAGAAAAGGGAGUUAUGCAGAUAGACUAUAAAAUCUUGGUAGUAUUUUGGCAUAAUGUGUAGUUUAUGACCAGCAGAUGCACAUCAGCAGGACGACUGAAAGGAAGGCUUGCCAAUUCUUUAGCAGGAAAUGCCAGGAAUUAGUUUGGACCUCACACAUUCGCUGCCUGUGAGUUAUAGCCCGUCUCUAAAAGGCACUGUGGCAGAUGGUAUAAUUUCCAAGUUAGGACUGUGCAGAGCAUCAAAGGAUUGCUUCUCUUCGAAAGAAACCUCAAUCAAGGCGCACUUUUUAGGCAGUUCUGUGAAAUGUAGUGGCACCUGGUAUACAUCAAAACAAUCACUUCAAAGGCUUGCAACAAUUUUCAUGCCCAGAAGACACUUGGAUUGGCGGUUCCAGCCCACCUCAAUGUUUCUAUUAAAAAUGUUGAAGUAUAGCGUCCUGCUUUCCUGAGUUAAAGCUUGUCUUGAAUUAUAUUCCUUCUUUGAUCUGACUGAGUUGGCGCCACAAAAUGAAGCUGUGUUGCUUUGGACAGCAAAUAUUAUUGGCAUUCUUAUUUUUAUUUUUAAAAAACAUUUAUAGCCAACCUAUUAUUCAGAACAUCUUGUGGUAAGCUACAAUUUAUCAAGGAAACAAGGAAAAAUAGUACACAAAG